AUGCUGAAAACAGAGUUUUUCACCUUCCAUCAACACGACCGGCAAAACCUCGUCAUUCGAACUCUUGGUUAUUCCGUGCCUAGAAAUUUACAUCCGCACAUUCAAUUGAUUCAGCCUACUACUCGAUUCGGCAGCCUCAUACCUCAAAGACGCUCCGCUUUCAAACCAAAGACAGCGACUUCCGGGCAGCUAACCGCUAGUUGUGGUACAACCAUCAUACCGGACUGCCUUCGGGAUCUUUAUGGAAUUGAUAACACAACCACCAGACCUGAAUGGCGGAAUCGACUGGGGAUAUCUGGUUUCCUGGAACAGUAUGCUCGCCACACUGAUUUCGAUGAAUUUUUGCGACAAUACGCGCAAAGCCACACAGACGCUAAUUUCAGCAUCGUCUCGAUCAACGGCGGCCAGGAUUAUCAACACUCCAUGUCUGAUAGCAUCGAAGCAAAUCUAGAUGUGCAGUACUCCAUUCCACUCGCGGAUGAAGUGCUAGCAACAUUUUAUAGUACCGGGGGACGCGGUCCUGUAGUCCCCGAAAUUGCUCAUCCAGACCCUGCCGAAUCAUCAAAUGAGCCAUAUCUUGAACAGCUCCAUUACCUCCUGAAUCUUCCCGAUGAAGAGCUCCCCGCGGUGCUUUCCAACUCAUACGGAGAAAACGAGCAGAGUCUUCCACCGUCCUAUCUAAACGCAACUUGCAGCCUAUUUGCCCAGCUCGGUGCCCGGGGAGUUUCAAUCCUUUUCGGUAGCGGAGAUUCUGGUCCGGGAACUUCGUGUAUGAAAAAUGACGGGACGAAGCAAUCCAGAUUUCUCCCCGAAUAUCCUGCUUCAUGUCCAUUUGUAACCUCCGUGGGUGGAACAUACGGAAUCAAUCCCGAAAGAGAGGUUUCCUUCUCUGGAGGUGGGUUUUCAGAGGUGUUCCCUCGUCCCCAAUACCAGGACCAGGCAGUGAAAGGCUACCUUCAUCAUCUUGGAAAUCGAUGGAAUGGACUGUAUAAUGCUACGGGAAGGGGAUUUCCCGAUCUAUCUGCCCAAGCCACCAAUUUCAUUGUUCGAGACCAUGGCGAGUGGAUCUCGGUCGGCGGUACAAGUGCUUCAACCCCAGUGAUUGCAGCUGUAAUUUCCCGGCUCAACUCUGCCCGUAUUGCCCAGGGCAAGCCUCGAAUGGGCUUCCUGAACCCAUGGCUUUAUAGCCACGGGCAAACAGGACUCAGGGAUAUUAUUCUGGGCAGCUCCUCAGGCUGUAAACAGAACCCUGGUGAUGUUCGGGUACGGAACGCAAGCUGGGAUGCCACCACAGGGUGGGAUCCAGUGACAGGGCUAGGCACGCCCUUAUUCCCUACACUUGUGGAACUGGCAUUAUCAGACGACCAUGUGUAG
Messenger RNA from Penicillium digitatum Pd1, 1374 nucleotides. RefSeq names its product S53 family peptidase. Gene Ontology annotation, molecular function: serine-type endopeptidase activity; tripeptidyl-peptidase activity. Gene Ontology annotation, biological process: proteolysis. The record is from RefSeq and is a predicted model, not a curated record. Lineage: Eukaryota; Fungi; Ascomycota; Eurotiomycetes; Eurotiales; Aspergillaceae.